AUGACAAAGUUCACCGAGCACGCCAUCGGCCAACGCCGAGGCAGUUCUGUAAACUCGGAGUACAUCUCGGACGUGAUGAAAAACUCCAACUCGUUCGUCCCUAAAGAUUUAUCCUGUGGCUAUCGAGAGAAUAGAAAAACGGGCAAGUUGGAACUCGUGACGGAAACUACGGACCCGGAGAAGGAAUACGAGACGAAGUGCGAGAAUAAGAUUUGUUUCGGGACGUUUAAUAGUAAUAACAACACAAAUACGAUUGAUUUACUGGUCAAAGUGAACAAGAAAGAACGCCUGGGUGACUUCCAGCUGACGCAAAGAAGCGCGUUCGCUAUUCGUGAUAUGGUGAAACGAUUUGAUUUCGAAACGCAGGAAAGCUUGCGAUGGAAAGGCGAGUGGAACGCAAACGCGAAGACGUUUACGAUGAACAAAGAAGACAAAGAAGACAAAGAAGAAGAGAAAGUGCAGAUGGAAAACGGUGGGGUCGUUCGAACCGCGGGUAUCGCGGAGUGCUCGUACGAUUACGAGACGAAGGAGACAAGAGUGUACUUCUCCGAGGAAGAUGUCAAUCGACGGUUGAUGAACAAACACGAGUUGAUUGGACAGUGCGCGAACGCUAUUGAGUUUUUGAAGCAGGUGAGCGAGAUUGAACGGGAGAGGAAAGAGGAGAAUAGAAUUACGUUGACUUUGGAGACGCACGGGGUAGCGGAGGAUAUCGGUGCCGAUUUGAUCGCGGCAAAGUUGAGAGCGGAGAAAGAAAAGAAAGUUUUACUGAUGAAAUCGGAAACCGCAGAGGAGACGGCGCAGAGGAUGGCGAAGGAGAUGAAUGAGGUGAAAUCGAGCGUGUUGGAUGCGGUGAAGUUUGCGACUUCUUCGGAGAAGAGGAAAGGGGACGGGGCAAACAAAGGGGACGUCGGGGACGACGACGAUGCAUACGACGACGACGAGAAGAAGAGGAAGAAGAAGAAGAAGAAAAUGUCGAGAUUCGAGGAGAGCGACGACAGCGACAGCGAUUGA
Bathycoccus prasinos is the source of this 1011-nucleotide messenger RNA. RefSeq lists its product with no specific name. The record is from RefSeq and is a predicted model, not a curated record. Lineage: Eukaryota; Viridiplantae; Chlorophyta; Mamiellophyceae; Mamiellales; Bathycoccaceae. Bases 1 to 1011 code for a protein of 336 amino acids. The transcript has a single exon.